Messenger RNA from Diaporthe citri, 3648 nucleotides. RefSeq lists its product as uncharacterized. The coding region runs from base 1 to 3648 and encodes 1215 amino acids. The record is from RefSeq and is a predicted model, not a curated record. Gene Ontology annotation, molecular function: protein binding. Lineage: Eukaryota; Fungi; Ascomycota; Sordariomycetes; Diaporthales; Diaporthaceae. The transcript is spliced from 6 exons.
AUGAUUGUCUUCAUUGUUCCUUUCCACCUCGACGCCCCACCGUCCGCCCCACCAGUCCACCAACCCGCCCAGCCCACCUCCCAGGGCCCUCGACACGGCCCGUCCGCCUCUCGCACUGCCCAACAUGCCCUCAUCCCGCCGCUCACCACCAAGUCGUCCGGCUCGCCCUCGCCCUCGCCCUCGCCUUCACCCUCGAACACGCCCACGCCCCAGCACAACCCACGAGAAGCAGGCAACCACGACAGUUCCACACCGACUCCGUCGUCCACCCCGACUCCGACCACCGCCACAACCGUAGUUCCACCCACGCCUGCUUCUGCCGUCACCGCGAGGAAGGCCCCCGACCACAUCACUCGGCAAGACACGGCGCCGGCACUUGUGUCCAGGGACAAGGAUGCUCACGACAGCGCUGCAAAGCCAUCUGCCACGAACAUAGCCCAGCCUGCCCCCUCCCCUUCUAGCAACCCCGGCGUCGAUCCGCUGUCACAACACAUCUUCCUGCGCACCAAUACCGAAUCCACUUCUUCCAGGCAACCUCGAACCUGGGGCGUGGCUGCUACAAAGCCAGAUGACAGUUCGGAGCCCCUCGAAGCAAUCCCGCGCCAAAGCUCAGACCUGAACGGCAGACAAACAGCGCCCUUUGGCGAUGUUGCGAAGGACAAGAAGAAGGGUCCCUCAUUUCUCAGUCGGCUCGGAAUGCGUACCACGAGAAAGGCAAGGGGUGAUGUCGACUCCAUACACGACAGCGAGUCCGAGUUCAAUGGCGAGUCUCGGAUGGACGGCUCAGAUGCCCGAGUAUUUUCCGACAUGGCCGACGCAGGAGGCUUCAUCCCUCGCCACAAGGAGCCGCCGAGAUACAUCCGCAUCCGGGCAAACAACAAGAAACACCAUGAGCGGGAAUUCAACCGCAUGUUUCUUGCCCAGGAGCUUGUUGGGACCCAUCCAUCGCUGAAUGGUGACGACGGCGCUCAAGCAGCCUCCAAAGUUCCCGUCGUCACCGUCUCUGUGGCUGGUGCCGGUGGGAGGAGGAGGGAGCGGACGGGCGGUGCGAUUUGGGCUACCGAGUUCUCCAAAGAUGGGAAAUACCUGGCUGCCGCCGGCAAAGACGCGGUCGUCAGGAUGUGGGCUGUUAUAUCAACCCACGAGGAGCGGCGGGCACAGGAGGAGGAGGAGGCUGCGACCUGUCCCGUGGGUGAGCGGCUGUCCACGCCUGUCUUCGUUGAACGCCCGUUCCGUGAGCUCUCGGGCCACGUGAACGAGAUCCUCGACCUGAGCUGGAGCAAGAACAACUUCCUCCUCUCGACCAGCAUGGACAAGUCGGUGAGGCUUUGGCACACUAGUCGCGACGAGUGCCUCUGCGCAUUCAAGCACAAGGACGUGGUGACCAAGGUAGCCUUCCACCCCACAGAUGACCGUUUCUUCCUCGCAGGGAGCCUGGACAUGACGCUGCGCCUGUGGAGCAUACCCGACAAGACCGUCGCCUACAGCGUGCGCCUGCCAGACCUCAUCACCGCCGUUGCAUUCACCCCUGACGGAAAGUUGGCCAUCGCGGGCCUCUUGAACGGGCUGUGCAUGGUCUACGACACGGAGGGUCUCAAGUUCCACAGCCAGAUACAUGCCAAGAGCUCGCGGGGCAAGAACUCCAAGGGGAGCAAGAUCACCGGGAUACAGACCAUGGCGAUGCCUCUCACCUCGGGCGGUUCGGGUGGUACGGAGCCUGGUGAGGUCAAGAUCAUGAUAUCGACCAACGACUCGAGAAUCCGGAUCUACAACUUGAAGGACGGCAGCCUGGAUGUCAAGUUCAAAGGCCACGAGAACGCCUGCACGCAGAUCAGCGCCAGCUUCAGUGAUGAUGCACAAUACGUCAUCAGCGGGAGCGAGAACAGGAAGACGUUCAUUUGGAAGGUGGGCGCGGCAGCCGCCGGUGAUUCCAACAAACAGCCGAGCGAAAGCUUUGAUGCCCACGGCGAUAUCGUGACCACAGCGCUUUUUGCCCCCGUCAAGACCAGGCAACUCCUGAGUGAGUCUGGGGACCCGAUCUACGACCUAUGCAAUCCGCCACCGGUCACACUCAUGCCUUCGGACGAGACCGCCGCGACGUCGUCCCAGGCUGCCCCGUCUGAAGCCGACAGCCAGGACAAGGCACAGGACCCGGACAUUUCGCUGUCGACGCCAGGCUUGGUCAAGAAGAUCGAGUACUCACCUGCUUACCUCGCGCGCAAGUCUCACAACGGCGGCAACAUUAUUGUGACAUCGGACGACCAAGGCAUCAUCAAGGUCUUUCGACAGGACUGUGCCUUUUCAAAACGACGUCACGAGAGUUGGGAGACCGGAAGCACCUUCUCCAGGAAACCAGGCGGUGCCCUUGGCCCAGGGGUAGUCCGCUCAUCCAGUAUCAGGACCAGGACGAGCGCUGGUAGCGCUGCGCACUCACGGCGCGGUAGUCUGAGCACCGGGGCGGGGCAGCCUGGAGCGCUUCCGCCGGGCAUCGCGUGGGGCGCACCGGGGACGCCGAAGCUGUCGUCGGACAUGAUCCUAAGCUGGCGCCAAGAUAUCGAGGGCGGCGGCGGCAGGCCCCAGUCGAUCGCUGGAAGCAUCGGAACGCCCGUGCGGAGCGAGAGAAGCAUAUCCCCUGGGAAGGACGCGCGCCAAGCGGCAAGCGGGAGCCGGGCAAAUCUAGCCGCAGAUGCCCGGAAGCAGCAGUACGCGAUGGCCUCUCCGCGGAUCCCUGCGGGUGCCAAUGACCCACCCGGCAGCCCCACGAACAGUGUGGCAAGCGGUCGGCUGCGACCAAAGACGGCCAGUGCUGCCGACACAAAGUUGACCUCCGGUUCCUCGCCCUUACACCCUACAAACGAAGAGGGCACGGAGGCGGAUGACAACCAACGUCGGCAGGAGCCCCCGCAGGGCAAGCCCCGGCCGUCAACAGCCAGAGACCGCAAGGGUUCCAAAAAGGCCGAGGAUGCGCCAACGCCUCCGCCGGUGCCGUCGUUCAGCUUUAGGUCCGCUGAAGACGGACCGGAAGAGCUACGGCUCGACCCAGCCGGGGCAAGCUACGGUUUCUGGAAUCUGAACCGCUGGAAGGGCCUGGCUGGUCUUAGAGGGUCCAACGGGGAUGGGAAGUCCAGUGCGGGGGCUAAGGGCCACCAGAGGACUGCCAGUGAUGCUGUAGAUCGCGAGGCCGUCUCUGAGGGACCCCGAGCGUCGAGGUCCUCAACGAUGCCCCUCUCACCGGCCGGCGAAAACAGACCUCCAGUCCCCGGGUUCGAGCGGCGGCCGGCUGACGUGCAGCGUGGGGCUUCACAUCUGAGCACCAUGACGACCCACGAAGAGAACCGCCUCGCCCCGGCUGAUUCGGUCAUCAGCAAGCUCAGCUCGGAGCUGACGAGUGACAGCGACGCCGGCCGCCGGAGCAGUGAGGAUGGGGACGAUGAGCAGGCAACGAGUGCUGUUGAGACUGCGAGGUCGCCCCAAGACAACCAAGAUGCAGGCAAUGCCGCGGCGGUCCACCGCAGUCGAUACAUGGCCGACCUGGUCCGGCCCGGCUGGCGAGCCGGUGUCAUACCCGAGGCUCCGGAGCCGGACGGCGGCCGCUCCGCACCCGAGUCUCGUCUGCCGAAAGAUCGAGGAUCGCAGCGCGGGAUCUGA